AAAUUAUACUCUCUUCUCUUCUUUCCUUUCUUUCCUUCACUUUCUCUCUCUUUCUUGUCAUCCAAUCAAUAUUUCAGAGUUGCAGGAGAAGCAAUCGUCAUGGAUUUCGUUAUUUAACGGUCUUUUCAUCUACCCAUUUUGCCCUUUUCCUCCUCCCAGUAAUGAUUUUAUAGGAAAGAUUAGAUCUUUGGGGUUUCAAAGUUUUAAUCUUUGCUAACAAAAAAAUCUUUCCUUUUUUUGUGAAAAAUGAUUUCUUGGAAGGAUCUGUACACCGUCUUGACGGCGGUGAUUCCGCUGUAUGUGGCGAUGAUUUUGGCAUAUGGGUCGGUGCGCUGGUGGAAGAUUUUCUCGCCGGACCAGUGCUCCGGCAUCAACCGUUUCGUCGCCAUAUUCGCGGUCCCGCUCUUGUCUUUCCACUUUAUUUCCACCAACAAUCCGUACAAAAUGAAUUACAGGUUCAUUGCCGCCGAUACGCUUCAGAAGAUUAUCAUGCUCGUCUUCCUGACGGUGUGGACGAAUUUCACUAGGAACGGAAGCUUGGAAUGGAUGAUAACCAUUUUCUCACUCUCUACUCUGCCCAAUACUCUGGUCAUGGGCAUUCCACUGUUGAUCGCCAUGUACGGCCAUGACUCCGGCAGCCUCAUGGUCCAGGUGGUGGUUCUCCAGUGCAUCAUCUGGUACACUCUGCUUCUUUUUCUCUUCGAGUACCGUGGUGCCAAGAUCCUGAUCAUGGAGCAGUUUCCGGAGACUGCAGCCUCGAUUGUCUCGUUCAAGGUGGAUUCCGACGUUGUCUCGCUCGACGGACGGGAUUUUCUGGAAACCGACGCUGAAAUUGGAGAAGACGGGAAGCUUCACGUCACUUUGAGGAAAUCAAACGCUUCUCGCCGUUCCUUCGCAAUGACGCCACGGCCGUCCAAUCUUACCGGUGCUGAGAUAUACAGCUUAAGCUCAUCUCGGAAUCCAACGCCCAGAGGUUCGAAUUUCAACAAUUCCGAUUUCUAUUCCAUGAUGGGAAUUCAGGGGUUUCCAGGUAGACAGUCCAACUUUGGCCCGAACGAUUUAUACUCUGUUCAAUCAUCAAGAGGGCCGACUCCGAGACCCUCAAAUUUUGAAGAAAAUUGUACAGUAAUGUCUCCGAGAUUCGGGUUUUAUCCAGCACAGACGGUACCCACGUCGUACCCUGCACCAAAUCCGGAGUUUUCUUCGGUGAUGAAGAACAAUAAAAACAGCCAGCCGCCCCCGCAACAACCACAAACUCAACCACAGCAGCAGCAGCAGCAGCAGCAAAUGAAGGAGAAUAGUAAAAUGAAUCAUGACGCGAAAGAACUCCACAUGUUCGUGUGGAGCUCGAGUGCGUCGCCUGUAUCGGAAUCAGGUGGGCUUCAGGUCUUCGGCGGGACAGAUUUUGGCGCAUCGGAACAUUCCGGGAGGUCUGAUCAAGGGGCGAAGGAGAUCAGGAUGUUGGUCUCUGAUCACCCCCAAAAUGGGGAAAUCAAAGCUAUUCCGGUGAGUGACUUUGGUGGGGAAGAAUUCAGCUUUGAAGGAAAAGAAGGGGAGGAGGAAAAGGAAAAGGAAGGACCCAUUGGACUCAACAAACUAGGCUCAAAUUCAACAGCUGAGCUGCACCCUAAAGCUGCCGGAGGAGGGGAAUCCAAUGCCGGGAAACAAAUGCCUCCGGCUAGUGUCAUGACCCGUUUGAUCCUGAUCAUGGUCUGGCGCAAGCUCAUCCGCAACCCCAACACAUACUCCAGUCUCGUUGGUGUUGUGUGGUCUCUUAUUGCUUUUAGGUGGGAUGUUCAUAUGCCAAAAAUAAUACACGGUUCCAUCUCCAUCCUGUCUGAUGCUGGACUAGGAAUGGCUAUGUUCAGCUUAGGUCUGUUUAUGGCUCUGCAACCGAGGAUAAUCGCCUGUGGAAACUCCGUCGCCGCCUUCGCCAUGGCGGUAAGGUUCUUGACCGGACCGGCGGUGAUGGCUGCCGCUUCCGUUGCUAUUGGAUUAAGGGGUACCCUCCUUCGCGUUGCUAUUGUCCAGGCUGCAUUACCACAAGGAAUUGUACCUUUUGUGUUUGCCAAAGAGUACAACGUCCAUCCUCAAAUUCUAAGCACUGGGGUAAUCUUUGGGAUGUUGAUAGCAUUACCAAUUACACUUGUGUACUACAUUCUUCUUGGAUUGUGAAUUUUCUUAUAGGAUGGUUGCGGGUUAAUUAUAAUGGAAGAAGAGGUAUUGACGGCAGAGGUUCCAUUAUGUUCUUAUAACUUGAGGGUCUUCCUGCAAAGAAGAUUUUAGGGUAAAAGAAGUCCCAAAAUUUUGAAACUUAAAAGAAAAUAUUGAAAUGGUGAAUUGCCUCAUUAUAUAGAGGGUGAUGCGCCCAAAACCCAAAAUCAGAGAGCUUUGAGAUGAUGAAAAGGGGGCCAAGGAGUAGCAUAAAGGGAGGCAUUAGGGAGGAAAACAGGGGAAAGAAGAAGUGUUGAUGUAAAGUUGGUUCUCAAACUCCAUCUCUACCAUUACUAAGAGACAAGGGAUGUGAUUAAUCAAAUGGAGGAGAAAAAGGGUUUUGUUAUUAUUUUUUUUUCCAAUUUUUAAUUCCCUCUUUUUUAGUGUUGAAUUUGAUUGUCCAUAGAACCGGCAAUUAUUUGUGUUUGUCGUUUUGCUUUGGUUUGUAACUUUCUAUAGGGUCCUACAAUGGUCAAGAAAUUGAAAGAGAAAUAUUUAAUCAAUUGACGACCCUUUGUUAACACGAAGAUUGGCGAUGUAUUUUAUUCUCAUUUGGAUAAUAUAGUUUUUAUUUAUUU
Molecule: messenger RNA, 2792 nt
Organism: Rubroshorea leprosula
Lineage: Eukaryota; Viridiplantae; Streptophyta; Magnoliopsida; Malvales; Dipterocarpaceae
Source: the annotation of a GenBank genome assembly